This is a messenger RNA of Astyanax mexicanus (Mexican tetra), 1599 nucleotides long. It is a transcript of the gene pef1, whose product is annotated as penta-EF-hand domain containing 1. The transcript has 5 exons. The coding region runs from base 54 to 911 and encodes 285 amino acids. Gene Ontology annotation, biological process: COPII vesicle coat assembly. Lineage: Eukaryota; Metazoa; Chordata; Actinopteri; Characiformes; Acestrorhamphidae. Gene Ontology annotation, molecular function: calcium ion binding. The record is from RefSeq and is a predicted model, not a curated record.
GCGGGUCCUUAGUGACGCAGUCGUGGGCAGGCUGAGCGAAGUUCUCCAGCGAGAUGAGUUUCUACGGACAGAGAUAUCCAGGACCAGGGACUAACCCUCCCCAUCAGCAUCCAGGAGCCCCCUAUGGAGCUGGUGUACCUCCAGGUGGUCCCACAGGAGGGCCCUAUGGAGGAUCACCUGCAGGUACCCCAUACGGUGGGGCACCAGGUGGACAGUAUGGUGGUUCUGCCCCUGGAGCACCCUAUGGAGCAUAUGGUUCCGGUGGACAUUUCGGAACAGGACCUGGUGGUGCACCUGGAGCACCUUAUGGGCAGGCACCAGGAGGUCCCUACGGAGGUUAUGGACAAACUCAAGGAGGACCAUAUGGCCAGCAGGUUCCAGGUAACAUGCCACCAGGAGUUAACCCUGAAGCCUAUCAGUGGUUUCAGACCGUUGACACAGAUCGCAGUGGCCACAUCAACCUUAAGGAACUGAAGCAGGCCCUCCUCAACUCCAACAACUCAGCCUUCAAUGAUGAGACCUGUUUAAUGAUGCUCAACAUGUUUGACAAGACCAAAUCUGGCCGUAUGGAUGUAUUUGGCUUCUCAGCUCUAUGGAUGUACUUGCAGCAGUGGCGAGCAGUGUUCAAUCAGUUUGACCGUGACCGUUCAGGUUCCAUCAACAGCAGUGAGAUGCACCAAGCACUCUCUCAGAUGGGUUAUAACAUGAGCCCUCAGUUCAUUGAAACCCUUGUGAGUCGCUACUGUGUCCGUGGCAUGAAUAAUUCUCUCCAGCUCGACCGCUUCAUCCAGGUGUGCACCCAGCUGCAGAGCAUGACCCAAGCAUUCCGUGAGAAGGACACCGCCAUGACUGGCAACGUACGCAUGAACUACGAGGACUUUCUGUCAAGUGCCAUCACACGACUCAUGUGAAGAUUUGCAUUCAGAUUCCAUUAGAGCUGAGUGAUUCCUACAGUGAAAGAGGACCACUGACUGCUGAUGCCAAAUUGGCACUGCAGUUUCCACUGUCUAUAUCCCUGUUUACAGUGCCUUUCACUGUAACUUACCUCACCUACCGCACGUGUCUUGUAUAUUUGCACUGGCCUUAGUCUGCAAAGGUCUACAGUUAUCGCUUAAAGUGUCCAAUUAAACUAAACAGCAAGCUACAGAAACAUGCUAACAAAUUGCAUUUAGUUUGUAAUUAACCUGGGGAUGUGCCAUAGAUUUAUUCUAUUAGAAAUGGUACCGGUAGUGCCAAUUAUUUGAGGUAAAAUUGCAUUAUCUAGUCUCUUGUAGAUCACCUUUUUAUUAACUGCAUUAUUUUAAAUUUUAACUGCAUUUGGGGAUUCAUCAGCUUUAUAAACUGCAUAUAAGUAAACCACUUGUGCUAAAUUAAGCCAGUUAUUGAUUGUGGGCAGGAUGCUUAUGCAUGAACUUGGGCUAUUGCAACCUUUGCUGAUGUCUGAGCAAAGUGUAAGUUCUUUUAUAUUAUUCUGCCAUGUUGUUUUGAAACAUUUUAUCAAUAAUGUAAGGACCAAUAUUUUUUUUUUUGCUUCGUGCCAAAAUAUUUAUGAAGAUUGUUUUUUGUCAAAUAAAGUUGAGUGCCAAUUGGUUUAAUGGA